AUGACGGUCGGUCAAUAUGAACUGGUGCAAAAGAGUUGUUUUGGUGACGGCGGGGGUCAAGAUCUCUUGGCUUCAGAAUGCCGAACUGGACAGGGUCAGACGGCUUGGGCGGGAAAGGCGGGUACACACGGACUUAUUGUGGUCCACUAUUGGUGA
Molecule: messenger RNA, 156 nt
Organism: Pyricularia oryzae 70-15
Lineage: Eukaryota; Fungi; Ascomycota; Sordariomycetes; Magnaporthales; Pyriculariaceae
Exons: 2
Coding region: 1-156 (51 amino acids)
Source: RefSeq, a predicted model, not a curated record